Mya arenaria is the source of this 3430-nucleotide messenger RNA. RefSeq lists its product as uncharacterized. Gene Ontology annotation, cellular component: membrane. Lineage: Eukaryota; Metazoa; Mollusca; Bivalvia; Myida; Myidae. The record is from RefSeq and is a predicted model, not a curated record. The transcript is spliced from 3 exons. Bases 124 to 1410 code for a protein of 428 amino acids.
CGAGGAUGCAUACAAACAUAAAGCAAUACUUACUGCCGCAGUGGAACUUUCAUAGACAAACAAAGUGUUUCAUUUAGUACUAGAAAAAGGAAAUUAGUGCAACCGGCUUCAAGAUAAGGCGUCAUGAGACCCGUCGUGCUUUAUCUGAUGUUGUGCUUGACUGUCUUGGUGCCCAUACAGGGAUCACGGCUGGGGAAACUAGAAGAUGUUGUAAAAAGUCUUAGGAGCUUCAUAUACAGCGAGUUAUCUUCAAUACGGCAUGAGGUCAAAGAAAUCUCCAACAGAGUGGACAUUUUGGAAAACACCACGGUUACGCACGACCCAAGCAGUUCAUACCAAGAUAUUGACAUUACCUCUAACAACCUUGUUAAUGAAACUAGAGAAAGUGUCAAUCAACUUUUACGUGAUAAAACUAACGAAGCAAGUCAUGUUGUAAAAGCAGAGAUUCAAAAUAUGCGCAAGGCUUACUCAAAUGACAAAAAGGACCUACACAUACUGAAGCAAGAUGUUCAAUACCAACUGAGAGAGCUUGAACAAAAGAUAACUACCCAUAUGUAUAACCUGACUGCAGACGUGCAACAUAAUAUCGAGUACAUUCAUGAAAAUAUAUCGCUGGCUAACAUUGCUUUGUCCGAGUUCAUCAACGGGUCUACUACAAACGUUAGCAUUUUUUCGGACAAUAUAAAAAUGGAAAUAAAAGAGGUCUUUGCGAGCAAAAUUGAACAUUUUACCUUAAAAUUUAAUGAAACUGAAGCGCAAAUGAAAAUAAAUGUAUCGUCUACUCUUCGUCAAAAUGAGGCUAAACUGGAAAGAUUCGUGACGCUUGCGGAUCGAAAUGUUAGUGAAAUAAUGCUUAAAUCUGAAAAGAUUUUCAGUUUUGUUCGUACUAACUUUUCGGAAAUGCCGAUUCAAAUUACCAAUUUAACUUUUGAACUGCAAACAAACAAAAAUGAAAUAAGAGAUGUAGAGAAAAGGCUGUGGAAUAUACUUGAGUCAACUUCAAGUCAUUUAAGGAAAGACAUUGAUUUUCUAAAAGACUUACAUUAUUAUUAUUACCCAAGCACAAAAGACAUCCGUCUGGCCAACGCGUCUUCAUAUGGCUCCAACGGCGUCCAGGGGCGGCUUGAGGUUCGUCACGAUAAUAUAUGGGGCACGGUCUGUGAUUAUAGCUUUCAAAACGUAGGCGAACGUUACAUUACUAAUAACGUUAACGUGGUAUGUAGGAUGUUCGGGUUCCAGGAAUGUGACUAUGUGGAAAAAGCGGGUCUGGGUGAGGGCAGUGGGGACAUCUUGAUGGACAUUGUGUUAUGUCUUGGCGGUGAAAGUAGCAUCCUGGAAUGUUCUCACGCUGGACGGGAUGUUAAUUUCUGUCACCAUAGUGAAGACGUAGGAUUCCGUAUGUGGAAUUAACAUAGAGCUAACAUAAUAUAACGAUCUAAGUGAUAGGAUUUAUAUUUGAACAUUAACUGUGUUGUUUGGUUCUGGAGAUUUAGUGGCAAUAGGUCAUGAGUUUAUGUUGUUUAAUAUCUUGUUUUGUUGGUAACGACGGUGGUUAAAUAAAUCUGAAAGAAGAUGUGUGUGACUAAUGACCAUGGUGGAUUAAAUGGCCAAUUAAAAGAUGAUCAUAGACAUUUUGCGGAGCACGCCAAACAACCUUACUUCUUGGUAUAUAUACAACUGAAGAAUGUUUACUCUAAUAAUAUAACUUACUAUUUGGUCCAUAGUAACAUAAAAGGAUGGAUCCAUUAGGAUAAAACAAUCUCAAAUGUUUCAAGUGAAUGUCUAAUCGCUUGUACAACAUUUGAGAAUACAACGCCAAAAACAGUGCAGAUAAAAAGUCAAGUUGCAUCAGUAUGUUGGAUAACAAGACGUCCGUCAUUAGAAAUAAUUCGUGGACUUGAUGCAUAUCAACUGUAAUCAACAGCCGUGAACAAUGUAACUAAAUUGUAAUGUUUUUAUGUAAGCAAUUUUGCAAGUUUAAAAAAAAAUUAUUAGACACGUUUUUACACUAUAUAUCAAUUUGAAAGGUACGCACAUAUAUAUUAUAUGUAAUUAGCAAAAGAGUGUAAUUUGCAUCUUAUAAAUAACUCACAUGUUUGUAUAAAGCAUUGUUAAACAUAUGUAUCUGCCUUGAUAUCGCGCUUUGUAUGUUUGCAUAUUGCGUGUUCUGCUUUUAAAAACAGCCUCGGCAUAAUGUUUUCCUUUAAUCUGAUCCUCAUGCCUGCAAGUUAUAACCAACUUACUAGUUUGAAUAUAUUGAAACUUCACUUAUUUAGAAAUAUUGAUCUGUUAAACAAACAAGGGGAGCACACUUGAAAUGCAAUGAAUUCUUAACGUUGGUACAUGACGCUUCAAAGGCACCAACUCUGAUAAAGGGUCCAACACGUGUGAACUGUUUUUGAAGGAUAUCAUAUAUUUAUAUAACAUCAAAAUAAAAGAGAUAAGACACAUAUACAGACAAAAAGCCAAUAAAAAUCACAUGACUCUUCGACAUACCCCCCCCCCCCUCAGAGAGAAUGUCAUUGGCGCACGCUACUUGCGUAACUGUAAACCUUUCGCCUAACUCGGUUGAGUCAAAAUCAAUGUCAACAUCAUCAUCAAAUGCUCUUGAAUUACCGAACCGGGUCGCAAUAAAUUUCAAUGUAGUGUUUUCACAGGACCCCUACAAAAUCCCUUCCUAACCCGGGAAAUGAGAGUGUCAUUAUUAGGCUGAUUACGUUUAUUAAUUUAAAUGCAUGCACUGUCCAUCUUUUCUAAAGCCGGAAUACGCAAAACGUACCUUAUACUUAUCAAUAUAAUUAUUUUAAUACAAUCAAUUUGAGGUUUAAUCAUUUUUUUUUGAAAUACUAUGAAAGUUGUAGGUUAAUUCUGCCUUCAUGGUCAUUAUUGGAAACAUAUGUUAAUACUGUCGACUUUUCAAGAAUUAAAUAUACAUUUUAAGAUCUAAAAUGCUUGCUGAGACUUGAUUCAGUCGUUUGCAGGUGAUGCUUGUUUCCGGUCGUUUAGGACAUUUUUUUAUUAGUUUAUGUUAUUAUUUUAUUUUAUUAUUUUUUCACUGACCGUUCAAAGGUGGUUAUCCCAUAUAACGGUAAAACUAAUUUGAUAAGUUUAUGAUCUGUAUGGUGUUUGUAUUUGUGUUUUUGUUUUUGUAUGUCUUUGUGUCUAGCUCAGUGCUUUUUGGAACCUUGUAUAAUGCAGGAUUUGUUUUACUAUUUGGCUUGUUUCGGUAGUUUUCGUUGUGUUAUUGAACAGUCUUAACAUGCUGUUUUUCUGUAUAAUGUUUUAUAUGUGUGUCUGUCGUUUGCAUUUAUUUCUCAUUAAAUAAAUAUAAGCAAGUUUAGAACUAUUGUCCUUAUUUUAACUCAAUAAUGUCUAAAUGAUUUUUGUUAUGCCUGAUAUUGUAAAAUGUUACAAGAGAGUCCCUUAUUGG